AUUAAUUGACUGAUGUCCAUCCCAGUGAAGGGAUACUACUGCUCUCCUGCAGCUCCACAGCAGAGCUCGCCCUCAGUAGCAGCGCAGUUCAUGAGGAGGAAACAACUAUGAGAGAGUAGAGAGCAUGCUCGGACAAUUCAUGUAAAUGGCGCCCGUCAAAAGGACAUUAAAUCAGCGCUUGCUGUUCUUUCUUCUUUUUCUUCCCAUCUCAGGUGUUUUAUGCUUUAGUGAGUUAUUUUUCAUCAAAGAGCCCCAUGAUGUCACUGUCAUGCGGAAAGAAGCAGUUAUUUUGGACUGUCAGGCGCACGGAGAGUCGCCCAUCGACGUUCGAUGGCUCAAAAAUGGAGUAAGAGUCGUGGAGAACGAACGGGUGUACCUGCUCGCCAACGGCUCCCUUUUUAUUUCAGAGGUGGAGAGCAGAAGAGGAGACAAAUCAGAUGAAGGGCUCUAUCAGUGCCUCGCUCAGAACAAAUUUGGAGCAAUCUUGAGCCAGAAAGCCCGUCUUACAAUCGCAAGUAUCUCUUCUUUUACAAUCCAGCCGACGUCAAUAGUGGUGACUCAAGGCUCAAUCGCCAGGUUCUCCUGCAAAAUCAGUGCUCAUCCUCCUCCAAUCAUCACAUGGGAGCUCAAUCGUGUCACAUUACCCCUCACCACUGAAAGAAUCACAGUCCUGCCCAGUGGUGUUCUUCAGAUCCAUGGAGUUCAGCGGUCAGAUGCUGGAAAUUACCGCUGCAUCGCCACUAACAUUGCCAGCCGUCGUCGAAGCAUGGAGGCCACCCUUACUGUCACAGCUCCCAGUCCGCAGCUUCCCCAGAGGCCUCGCAUCAUCGUCGGGCCACAGAACGUUUCAGUGUCACUGCACCAGACUGCCAUCCUAGAAUGCAUGGCCACAGGAAAUCCCCGACCCAUCAUCUCCUGGAGCCGCGCGGACAGCAAGUCUAUUGAUGUUUACAACACCAAAGUGUUGGGAAAUGGUAAUCUCAUUAUCACCGACAUCAAACCUCAGCACGGAGGGGUCUACAUGUGCAGAGCCACGACUCCUGGAACACGAAACUACACCGUUGCAGCAGCCAAUGUCACAGUGUUAGCACCACCCUCUUUGGUUGAGUGGCCAGAGAGCUUGACCCGUCCACGUGCUGGCACUGCCCGCUUUGUGUGCCAAGCUGAAGGAGUUCCAACACCACUAAUCACUUGGCUCAAGAACGGAGAGAAAGUUCACUCUAAUGGUCGGAUUAAGAUGUACAACAGCAAACUGGUCAUUAACCAGAUCAUCCCAGAGGACGAUGCCAUCUAUCAGUGCCAGGUAGAGAACGAUCAGGGAUCAGUCCUCACCAUGGCCAGGCUCAUUGUAGUGAUGUCUGAGGAUCGGCCGAGUGCUCCCAGGAAUAUCCAAGCCGACACCGUGUCGAGCUCUGCCAUUCUUCUGGCUUGGGAGAGGCCUCUGUAUAACUCGGAUAAAGUCAUUGCAUACUCUGUGCACUACAUGAAGGCUGAAGGAUUGAACAAUGAGGAAUAUCAAGUGGUCAUCGGAAACGAUACAACUCGCUACAUUAUUGACGACCUGGAGCCGGCUCGCAACUACACCUUCUACGUGGUGGCCUACAUGCCCAUGGGAGCCAGCCGAAUGUCGGACCACGUAUUCCAGCACACACUCGAGGAUGUGCCCCUCCGCGCCCCUGAGCUCAGCCUCACCAGCAACAGCCCCAUGGACAUCCAGGUGUCUUGGCAGCCCCUUCCAGACAAGCUGAGUCGUGGCAGAGUUUCUGCGUACCGUUUGUCCUACCGCACCAGUGCUGAGAAUACAGUCUCACAGAUAGAGCUACCUGGAGAGAAGACCCAGCAUCUCCUGGAAAACCUACAGCCUGACACCAUCUACCUGCUGCGGAUCACUGCUGCCACCAGCAUAGGGUGGGGGGAGCAGUCUGCCUGGACAUCCCACCGCACUCCAAAGGCAUCCAGUGCUCGAGUUCCUCUGGCUCCAGACCUCCAUUUGGAUCCUCUUAACUGCACCACUAUACUGGUGCGCUGGCAGCUAGCACCCAGGAACUCAGCCAGUGUGCAAGGAUACCGACUCUUCUACCAUGAGGAGAGCCAGUCAGAGAGCGCCCCGCUUCAGCUGCGUGCCUCUGAUAAUACACACACCAUCGGAGGCCUCGACCCAAGGAAGAAGUACCAUGUGAAGCUUCUGGCAUAUAAUUUUGUUGGAGAUGGUUACCAGGCUGACCAGACUAUAAGCACUCCUGGAUGUGUUUCUGUUCGAGAUCGCUUGGUGCCUCCACCACCUCCUCCACACAAUGUAUAUUCCAAGACCAACAGUUCCACCGCCAUACUUCUGCACUGGGGUCGACCGGCCUUUACCUCCAGCCAUGCGGUCAACUACACUGUCCGCUGCAACCCAGUGGGCCUGCAGAACGCCUCCCUGGUGCUCUACCUGCAGACGAAUGAACCGAGUCUUCUAGUGCGAGGCCUGGAGCCGAACACCAAGUAUGAGUUUGCCAUUCGCCUUCACAUCGACCAGUUGUCCAGCCCCUGGAGCCCUGUGGUCUAUCAGACCACUUUCCCUGAUGCUCCCACCCUGUCCCCCUCUAAUGUGAAAGUGACUCUGAUUGAAGAGGACACAGCGCUGGUUUCAUGGAAACCCCCAGAGGAGUCCAACGUAGCUGUGACACAUUACACCAUCCUGUACGCCUCCAGACAUGCCUGGAUAGCUGGGGAAUGGCAAGUGCUGCAAAGAGAAGGGAGCAUCACCAUGGCCCUGCUGGAGAACCUGAAGCCCGACCAGAUUUACUUUGUGAAAGUUUCUGCAUCCAACAAAAUGGGCGAUGGUCCGUACUCUCAAACAGUGGAGCUGAAUGUGCGAUCAGAUCCCUCCUCCGGUCAUGACCAGAGGCUCUCCCGCGGCUCCUCUACAGGCUUUUCUGAUGGCUUCUACCACCUGGACCAAAAGUCGAUGACAGGCAUCACUGUGGGAGUCUGCAUUGCUCUCAUUUGCAUCAUCAUCUGUGCUUUCAUCAUCGUCUGCAGAGGAAAAAACAGGAAAUUCUCAGCUGUGAAAACAUACGGUGAAGGUGUGGGCACAGCCUCCUCAUCUGCCGGACAGCUGAACUCUGAGGGUCAAGCUGAGAAUGCUGAUGUGACUGUGCCAAUGAUGAGUCAAAGUUUUUUCAUUGAUGCAAAGGGUGGAUCAAACCUCAUCAUCAACUCUCAGGGCCCGGUGCAGCCCGGCUCUGAGAAGACGGAGAAAUGGUUCCCCUUCAGCAGUAACAUGAAAAGGGACAAUAAAGCCGCACAGAACAUGAGACAAGGCAUGCCCCUCUACGAGCCCGGUACCACAGUGUUGACGUACGAGGAGGAGCUGUCUCCAGACCAGCCCAACCCCCUGCAGUCUCUGCUCUGGAGCCCCGGGGACACGGAGGGCUCCUCCAACAGCGAGGGCAGCCACGAUACCGGUGACUCGGGACGUUACUCUCACGACGAGACCGAGAUGACCAACUUAUCAUCCGGACACAGCAGCCGCCCGCCGUCUCUCACAGCGGAGGACAGCGAAGACUCAGACAAUUGCACCCCAGCGGAGGAGCCGCUGGAGCAGGUGGAGGAGAGUCUGGCUGAGCGGAAGUUAAAGGAGUCCGUUCAGAACAGCUGCUGUCAGCAAGAGGCACACAGCAGCUUUCAGUCUGCACUGUGUGGGCGUGUACCUGAGUGUGUUUGAGACAGUGUAUGUGUGUAUUUGAGUGUGUGCUGGUGUGUUUGAGUGUAUGUGUGAAGGCAGGAUACACUUGCAAAAACUGUACUGAUGUAUAAAAACAGCUGAGCACAUGACACAUGUGUCUCUGUGCUCAAAAUAUAGUUACACAGGAGAUAACAAAUGAAAAGUAUCAUUUUUGGAAAAUAGCAUCAUUCCUUGUUUUGCAGAGAGAAGGUAGAAGCUCCUCUUCCAUCUACUCUGUUAUACGGCUACUACAGCAGCUGGCUAAUUUAACUAAGCACAAUGACAGUAAACAAACAGCUAGUGUGAGUCUGUACAGCAUCUUUUGAACUCACUGAUGGGCAGAUUAUAUCUUGUUUGUUUAAUCUGAGAAGAAGCUUAAAACUUGAGGGUAAAACCUUAAAAUUGGGGUAUUUGAGGGGUUAUUGGCAGGACUGUUUUUUGGCUGGAACCACUAACUUUCUUGAGUCUCUCCUCUGGGUGAAUCCAUGUUUUACUCUCAAGCUUUUGGAGAGAUUAAACAAAAUAAACAAUGUGUGCAUUAUAUAAUUUAAGAGGCACUGGUGGAAAGAACUCUGCUUCCUGUUUCCCCUUGUUUCCUGUCUUUAUACUAAGCUAUGCUGACUGGCUGUGAUAGCAUGAUAGUUACUGCACUGACAGAAGAGUGGUAUCAGUGUAAUCAUCUAAGAUUUGCAAAGACAGCAAUGACUAUAUUUCCCAAAGUGUUGAAAUAAUCCUUUACUCCCAAACAGAAAGUAUCACCAUGUUCAGUGUAGUUAAUUCCAUUGCAAGUGUACCCUUAGCCUAAAUGUAAGUAUGAGAGAGAAAAAGAGCGAGAGAAAGAGAGAGAGGUGUAAAGGAACAAGUGAGAACCCUUUUUUUUAACCUUUAUCCUCUUUUUGUUCCAACACACAUCGAUCAGGAAGCCGGCACAGGCCUCUCUGGUUGGCAGGUGCGGGUCAUUUGAUUUUCUUUUACUUCUUUCUGUUUCAUUCAAUGAAUGUCUUUUUUAAUUUUCUUUAUCUGUGUCUGUCCGUGUAUGAAAAAAAAUCUCACCCACCAUGAAUGUCUAAAAAAAAAGUCUGUCAAAACGUGACACAAAGUGACGUUUCUGACCUUAUUUAAGAGAGUUUAUCACUGGAGCGAAAAGGGAAGCGUGAGUCCUUUCUGCUGAUUAUCUACCUCGGUUUACCUGUUCGGUAAACUUCCACUGUAUAUUUAAAACUACUUAUACCUACGUUAUGUGAGGAGCUGCUUCAGCGACAUCACAUUUGAUACUUCCUGAUGACUUCUUUAAUUGAUUGUUAUCCCUUUUUUGUGUUUUCCUCUUACUGUGUUCUGAUUUGUGGAUGGUAAGGGCGCUGCAGAGAUCUCCUCUCACUCCACCUGUUGUGUGGACCAUAAAAAAAUAACCACAUGCAGUUUUUAUUUAUCCCCUCAGAUGUCACUGAGGUGCUGAGCCAGUAUUAAUAAUAUUUGAUCCUCAUUUUGUCCAUUAUUGAGUAAUGGAGUGAAAUAUGAAUGUCUGCUUUUGUUUUGUGUGUCUGAGCAGCAGCCCUUACCAUUCCUGUUUUAUACUACCUCAAAUUUAUUUUAUUGUCUUGUUGUUUUCCUAAACUCAGGGAACAAGGUUUAGUACAUUUGAAAAGUCAUGUAGUGUUACAUGCUGAUCUGACAGGGUAUCUUCUCAGUACUAAACUAUUGUAGUGUUAUUGCCUAAUACGAAAUGCUAUGAAUGUAACUCUCACUUUGUGUGCCAGGAGCUCAGAUGUUUGCUGUCCUCCUCACAGAUGGAAAACCUCCUCUGUAGUUUCUCCUCAGGUCCUGUGACGUCUGUUUUUACGACAGACUCUUUUGUUAAUGCGUGUUAAGAUUCACACCUGAAGUGCUUGCAGUGACAUGUCGGUACAGAAAGCUUUAUAAUGAAUGUGGGCAGCUUCCCUCAGAGGCUGAAAUUGUAAUCUGUCUGAGGGAGAAGCUCCACGUGAUGAUGCAACACAUGAAGAAGAAUGAUUGUAGUAAAAGAAAUGGAAGUGUUUAAUCAGAGGCGAAAGUGAAGAAUUGAAUGAACACCAUAAGACAUUUUUAAAAUCUAUAUUUUUGUUAGAAGAGAAUGUACUACUGAGUACACAAUGUAGUUUUGUUUCAAGUAGUUUUUUUUUUUGCUUUGCUGUAGAGUAGAUAAAGAUUAGCACUUGUCUGCCCAGUAGUUUUGCAUUUUAGGCCAAUGUGCAGCGGUGACUGUGACGCUAUAACCCAAAGAGUUGUUUGUUACCUGAGUUUAUUUUAGCCUCUCAACUAAUCUCUGGCAGAGGGUUACUGAGGAAUGUGAAAUAAUCAACACAGAUUAGACCAAAGAUUAAAAGACACAGCCUUUGAGAUGCAUUGAGGUGCUGCUCCUCAAGUGAAGCCUUGCACAUUAGUGGCCUUGACCAGUGACUGAAACAGUGCAGAUAGUCGCAGGUUAAAACUCUGAGGAAGUGCCUGCAGGAAAAACCGGCACUUCAUGACGACAGAGUGACAAUUAAUAAUCAAGUUUAUGCACAAAAGACAAAUGAUCCAGCCGCAGAGUUCCUCCAAAAACGUUGCAAACAGAAGUCUGUACAUUGUAGGUGAAAAUUAUCGAAUACAGUAUAUUAUAUUGAUUAGUGAUCUGUGAUGCAACGGUGCAGUCAUGUGUAAAUGUGCACUUGCUGAUGUUUUGUUUGAAUUCAUAGAAAAAUAUAUAAAAAAUAAAUUACUAAGAAGUUUGAAUGUGGGAGGAUCCUCACAAGCAACAUACUUAAAGUACUGUACUUCCUGUUGUUGCGUGUGAAAUCUUCUUUACAUACUCAAAACUAAAAGUAUUGCCUUUUUGAAUGAUAUUACAAAUGUCAGUGGGUGCACAAAAGUUUUAACACUACUGCAUUUUUAAUCAGAGGACUCUGCAGAGGAUUCAAUCAUGGGAAAUAUUAAGGGAUGAAAAGUGACACAAUCAGCUUAACUUUAUAUUUAAAAGCAAGCAAUGCAAACAAGAGAAGGUCACCGUUGCAUAUUGGCAAGACAGCAGUUUAAAAGUAUCCUUGCUGUGUGUGAAAAGUCAUUUUCAGUGUUCUCAUACCAUUUAAAUAACUAUAAUAUUGUACUUUGAUGGAAGCAGGAAGAAAAUGUUACGUUUCAUUAUCAUCGUCUAUUUCCAAAUAAUCAACUUAUCCUCCUUUUAUUUUGAAGUUUUGUUUUAACAGUUAAUUUGUGUUAAUUCUGCUUAUGAUGAAUAAAAGUGGGACUCACAUUUGUAUUCUAAGUUGAAACCCAAAACAUGUUCAUAUGUGCUGUAUUAGUAAAUCUUUAGGGGCUCAAUCCAGAAUCUGAAAUCAGCAGUCUCAAUGCAAGUGUACCAGUUAACCUGUGGUAGGAUAUUGACCUCCUAGACUGUAGCUGCUACUUUAACAAGCUGUUACAAUUUGAACAUACAGCUACUGGAGUGGCACAGGUUCUGUGUUGGGCCUCUUAUAGUUCAUCCAAGUACGCCUUAGGUUUUUGGUUUUUUGCUUUUCAUAUUCUGGUGGUGCAGAAUCAGAUGCAAUAUUCCUGGGACAGUAAUGUUUAUGAGAUUAAAGAUGAGCAUGUGUUUUCAUCAUGGGCCUCCCCAUGUCUGCUGAAUUUCUUCUCAGAACUGUUGAGUCACAUUUGUAUUCUUGUCCCAUCAUGUGAAUUCAAAGGGAUAAGAGCAGAGUUGCUCCUCCUUUUUGCAGUAUAGUUGUUUGAAUAAUGUUUGGGUGGAGCGCUGCGGGUCAUUUAUGGUCAAACUCAGGGGAACCCAAAGCUGCUCCACCUUUAAAGAGAAAGUCUUGAAAACUGAAUGUACCUUUUUGAAAUUACUGUAUGUUUUCUGACAUUUUCUGUUUGUUUUGUUAUAUUUUGUUUGUCAAGAAAAUCAUUGAAAGUUGUUUUUGCCAAAAAUGUUUAGCUAGGAGAUUUUAGACAGUGGUUAAUGAUGAAAAAGUCUGAUUCUCAAUAUAAAUAAAAUACAACAAAUGAAA
Molecule: messenger RNA, 7728 nt
Organism: Notolabrus celidotus (New Zealand spotty)
Lineage: Eukaryota; Metazoa; Chordata; Actinopteri; Labriformes; Labridae
Gene: prtga
Product: protogenin homolog a (Gallus gallus)
Exons: 19
Coding region: 146-3709 (1187 amino acids)
Biological process (GO): axon guidance; cell-cell adhesion
Cellular component (GO): axon; plasma membrane
Molecular function (GO): protein binding
Source: RefSeq, a predicted model, not a curated record